UGUCAAGAAUGUUAAGAAAACCAGGAAAUUCAAAGAUGAAAAAGCAAAUUACACCACGAAUAUUCUUGUUACGCGUAUGAUUAAACGUUCAAGGGCCAACAACUAUAUUUAAAAGCGGUGACCAUGAAUUUUAAAAUUAUAUAAUCCGAGAAGGUCAAGUAUAACACGACAUGUAUUACUUCGAAAAGUUCAAAGCUCAUGCAAGUUCUUCAAAGAAUAGUGUAAAUCUAAGAGGCAGAUGUAAAGCCACUAUAAAUAGUAUGUGUUUUAUGGUACCUAUUAUUUUAUUUAGCGUAUGAAUGAACAUACUUGGCACUUCAUCAGCUAUACGUUAGUACCACAAAAUAACUAUCAAAUGUGAGUCGUGACACAAGGUGCUUUCUUGCUUCCCUUUUUUUGGUUCAACAUGAGUGUUCUAAGCAAAUCGGUAAAAGUUGCUUUUAAUAAAUACCCCAUAUUAAGGGGUAUGGUGUCAUAUGGUUGUAUUUGGCCAAUUUCCAGUUUUAUUCAACAAACAGUUGAAGGAAAACGUUUCAUGUUUAUUUUAGAUAGUGAAAAUAGCUAUGAUUGGUGGAGAUGCAUACGAUUUGGUAUAUAUGGUUCCUGUUAUGUGGCACCAACACUGUAUAGUUGGCUGACUCUGGCAAGCUUAGCCUGGCCAGCAACAACCUUAAGAGCUGGCUUAGCUAAGACAUUUUUUGAAACAAUAUCAUACACUCCAUUUGCAAUGUGCAGCUUCUAUUUUUUUAUGAGCCUUUUGGAAUGUAAAACUUUCAAGGAAGCAGCAGCAGAAGUUAGCACCAAGUUUUGGCCAACAUAUAAGGUGGGGGCUUCAAUCUGGCCAGCAGUAGCACUUGUUAAUUACACAUUGAUUCCUCCAAAAAAUAGAGUUCCCUUUAUAAGCAUUUGUAGCCUCAUUUGGACUUGUUUCUUAGCAUACAUGAAGCACCUAGAAAAAGAAGAGGUCAGUAAGCUCACCCGUUCUAGUCAAUUAAUAAAGAAAUAAGUAUUUAAUUAACAACUAAAAUUGUAUACAGAAAGAUAAGCUGUAAGAAAAGCUGAACUUGUUGAGGAUCAAUAUAUCAAAAUUUGGCAGGAAGGUUUAAUUGCACCCUGUAGGGAGAU
Aricia agestis (brown argus) is the source of this 1125-nucleotide messenger RNA. Its product is annotated as mpv17-like protein. The transcript is spliced from 4 exons. Gene Ontology annotation, cellular component: membrane; cytoplasm. The coding region runs from base 407 to 1006 and encodes 199 amino acids. The record is from RefSeq and is a predicted model, not a curated record. NCBI's taxonomy places the organism in Eukaryota, Metazoa, Arthropoda, Insecta, Lepidoptera, Lycaenidae.